AUGGGUGUGUCCAUUGAGAUAUACAGACUAAGAAUUGGUUCGCAUAACAACUUUGUGCAAGCACGACAGUCCAUGAAUCAAAUGAAAGGUAAAUUUUGGAACCAUAUGUUAGUAAUGUUCUACUUAGAAAUAUUUUAUUUACCAUGCUUGAAAAAUCUAGUUACCAGGAUUGAAAGUAAUAAUGAAGUUUGCAUGUGGUAUACACAAAUGGUAUCUUAUCAUGUUUAUGUGCCAUUGCUAUUGAGGCUUGCAAAUGAUGUGGAGGAAAAUCCAGGCCCAAUUAAUAUCUAUGAUAUUGUUGAUCAUAGUUUUACGGUUCAAGCAGACUUCAACCAAGGUAAUAUAUCCAUGUUUGGCAUAAAUGCUGGAAAACAAUGUGUUGCCAUGUCAAUUUAUGCUAUUGUAUACAAUGAAAUAAAAUCUGUUAAUAUUUGGGAUACACCACUUAUGAACAUGCUUCUAGUUAAUGCAAACAAUCUUUAUGCCAUAAUUAGUCAGCACAUUCAGAAAGAUUUCUUGUUGCUCACUGAUGUUCCUGAAAUAUUGUCUAUCAACAAUGAUACUUUUAAUUUGGAGUACAGUGACUCUUUUUCUGGAGCAUUAUGGAUGGCUCGCAACAAUGAACCGUAUGUUACACUUGAACAUGCCUUUCAUGAAGUAUUUAAUACUGGUAAUUAUAAAGCAUGUUUACUUACUAUUCGAGCAAACACUGUUGCAGUUUUAAUGCCUUUCCCAGAUGUAUUCAAAGUUUUUGAUUCUCAUUCACAAGAUAUGCAUGGAAUGCCAGCGGCAAUGGGUUAUAGUGUUUUAGUUUCUAUUGAAGGAAUUCAAAACCUUAUAAGUUUUUUUCAUAACAGUUGUAACUAUCCUGGACAAAAUAGCGAAAAUAGUCUAUUUGAAUUGAAGGGUGUUAAAUGUCAUAGAAACAUUUCAUUGUCAAAUAGUUUGGAUAACGCAGCUAAUGACACAACAUCAAAUAACCAUGAACAACAAAGAAAACAACAAGAGUCUGUUGUAGAAAAAGAAAAUGGACUAAUUGCGAAGCGAAAGGAAAAAAGACAACAAGAGUCUGUUGUAGAGAGGGAAAACAGACUUGCAAAGCAAAGAGAGAAAAGAAAACAGGCAAAACAACAAGAAACUGUUUUAGAGAGGGAAAAUAGACUUGCAAAUCGAAGAGAGAAAAAAAAACAAGCAAAACAACAAGAACCGGUUGUAGAAAGAGAAAACAGACUUGCAAAGCUAAGAGAGAAGCAAAGAGAGAAAAGACAGCAAGAAACUGUUUCAGAGAGGGAAAAUAGACUUGCAAAGCAAAGAGAGAAAAGAAAACAGGCAAAACAACAAGAAACUGUUUCAGAGAGGGAAAAUAGGCUUCAAAACCAGCGAAAAGCAAGAAGGUUGAAAAGGCAAAAUGAAACUGUCAAACAAAGAGAGCAACGAUUAGCAAAAGCAAGAGCUAAUUAUAAGGAAAAUAAAAGUAGACAUUCUGGAAAAAACAAACAAUGUCCUGCAUCAGGUUCUCAAGGGCAUCUCAAUAAUGAUAACAGUAUAUCACAUAAUAGUGUAUCACAAUUGAUACAUAAAUUCCAUAAAUCUGUAUCAACAGGUCCUCUGUAUAUAUGUUCAUGCUGUGAUCAAUUAUGGUAUAAACAUAGUGUUUGUCCUGCUGAGAGACUUCGAUUGUCCAAUCCAAAUUCUGCUAAACAUCUACAAGGUAUUAAAAGUGUGGAUAAUAUUGAAUGGCUGUGUUUGAUGUGUGACAAACAUCUGAAAAAGGAUAAAGUGCCACCAUCUGCAAUUUCAAAUGGCUUGAAGUUUCCAGAAAAACCUGACUUCUUUGAUUUAAAUGAAUUAGAAUGCAGGCUUAUAGCUCCAAGAUUGGCAUUUCAAAAAAUAAUGCAAGCUCCGAGAGGACGGCAACUUAAAAUUACUGGUAAUGUUGUGAAUGUACCAGCAGACAUAUGUAAUACCGUUAACAUGCUACCCAGGUUACCACAAGAUACUGGGACUAUUAAAGUUAAAUUAAAACGUCGACUGCAAUAUAAGAGUUCUCCCUUGUCUUUGAAUGUGAGACCUAAUAAAGUGAUGCAAGCUGCAGCUUGGUUGGUAAAUACUAGUGAACUAUAUCGAGAACAAGGAAUAACUUUUGAUCAGCAUUGGUUAUCGUACUUUGAUGUUACAACACCUAGUGACAAUGAAAAUACUACAGUUGAUCAAAGUAAUUCGACAUCUUCAGAAGAUGGAGUGAAGAUGAAUGGAGUGAAGACGAAGCAGAAAUUCCUGCAGGUGUAA
This is a messenger RNA of Paramuricea clavata, 2289 nucleotides long. NCBI's taxonomy places the organism in Eukaryota, Metazoa, Cnidaria, Anthozoa, Malacalcyonacea, Plexauridae. The record is from the annotation of a GenBank genome assembly.